CAGUUCGGACACGCUGGGUCGGGUGUGGUGCCCGGCCUUCCCUGCCCCCCCAGAGCCCGAGACCUCCUUGGCACUGCUUGGCAGGCUCCCCCGCUCCGGUGCGCGGCGUCGGGGUCCGCGGAGAGGCGGCGGGGAGCAGCGCGGGACCUCGGCUCCCCCCGGCGGUGCGUGAUGGGCACCCCGCGGCGCUUCAGCCGGUGUCUCUCCUGGAAAAGAAUCCUGUGCAUCUGUUUCGUGCCACUUAUCUUAUCAGGUUUUGCUCCCCGAGUGAAAGAUAAAGUGGGUCUUAUAUAUGCAAAUGCACAGCUACAGCCAGCCCCGUACAGCAUGUUUAAUUGGUCUCACCUGACCCCCCUCACACUGAAGGACCGAUCUGUGGGACUUGAGACUGAAAGCAGAGUCGGAAGUAAGCCAUACUUCACCCUGGGGGGUCACAAGUUCCUGAUUUUCGGGGGCUCCAUCCAUUAUUUUCGGGUGCCCAGGGAGUACUGGAGGGACCGCUUGCUGAAGCUGAAGGCCUGUGGCUUCAACACCCUUACCACCUAUGUUCCGUGGAACCUCCAUGAGCCAGAAAGAGGCAAAUUUGACUUCUCUGGGAACCUGGACCUGGAGGCCUUUGUGCUGAUGGCUGAGGAGAUCGGGUUGUGGGUGAUUCUGCGUCCAGGCCCCUACAUCUGCAGUGAGAUUGACCUUGGAGGCUUGCCCAGCUGGUUGCUGCAAGACCCCAAGAUGAUAUUGAGAACAACCUACAAGGGCUUUGUUGAAGCAGUUGAUAAGUAUUUUGACCACCUGAUUUCCAGAGUUGUUCCUCUCCAGUACCACAGGGGAGGCCCCGUCAUUGCAGUGCAGGUGGAGAAUGAAUAUGGUUCAUUUGCCAAGGAUAAAGAUUACAUGCCUUAUGUUCAAAAGUUUUCUCAACAGGCCCUGCUGGAAAGAGGGAUUGUGGAACUGCUCAUGACCUCGGAUGAUACAGAAAAUGUGCUAAAAGGCCACAUAAAAGGAGUUCUGGCCACCAUCAAUAUGAACACAUUUGAGAAGAGUGCUUUCAAGCAGCUUUCCCUCCUGCAGAGCAAUAAGCCCAUUAUGAUCAUGGAAUUCUGGGUUGGCUGGUUUGACACAUGGGGAGGUGAACAUAUGGUUGGUAAUCCUGAGGAUGUUGCGGAAACUGUGUCCAAAUUUAUCACAUCUGAGAUCUCCUUCAAUGUAUAUAUGUUUCAUGGUGGAACCAACUUUGGUUUCAUGAAUGGGGCCACAUAUUUUGGGAUACACAGAGCUGUUGUCACUAGCUAUGACUAUGAUGCUGUGCUGACAGAGGCUGGGGAUUACACAGAAAAAUAUUUCAAGCUUCGAAGACUCUUUAGAUCUGUCUUAGCAGUGCCUCUGCCCCCUUUACCCAAGCUCACUCCCAAGGCUGAGUAUCCUUCUGUGAAACCAUCACUUUACUUGCCACUGUGGGAUGUCCUACAGUACUUAAAUGAGCCAGUUAUAUCUAAUACACCAGUCAACAUGGAGAACCUCCCUAUAAACAGUGGGAAUGGCCAGUCCUAUGGAUUCGUGCUUUAUGAGACUUCCAUCUGCUCUGGAGGUUCUCUCCAUGCUAAUGUUCAAGAUACAGCACAGGUGUUUUUGAAUGAGAUAAGUAUAGGACUUCUGGAUGAUCAUACUAAGAAGCUGAAUAUUCCUAAAAUCAAGAAAUGUCAACUUCUAAGGAUCCUGGUAGAGAAUCAAGGACGAGUCAAUUUUUCAUGGAAAAUUCAAGAUCAGCGGAAAGGAUUAACUGGAUCAGUUACCAUCAAUAACGUUCCCCUGAAAGGUUUUGUUAUCUAUUCUCUGGAAAUGACAAUGAGCUUCUUUGAAAGGCUCCGCUUUGCCCCUUGGAGGCCUGUCACAGAGAGCUAUUUGGGCCCUGCCUUCUACCUUGGUACCUUGAAGGUUGACUCUUCACCCAAGGACACCUUCCUGAGUCUACUGACCUGGAAUUCUGGAUUUGCAUUCAUCAAUGGACGUAACCUUGGGCGAUAUUCAAUUAUUGGACCUCAGGAAACACUUUACCUUCCUGGUGCUUGGCUUCAUCCAGAAGACAAUGAGAUCAUCCUGUUUGAGAAAAGGAAGAGUGGUUCAUACAUACAAACUACAAAUGAACCCAUGCUGUAAGACUGUGUUAUGAUACAUUUCUAGGAUUGUUAGAUUUCAUCUACAAGCAUUUUUUUUAGUAGGAAGAUUUAUGUUGAGAAUAUCAGUGUUGCCUACAAUAGCAAAAAAUGUAAAAAUAACCUAAAAAAUAAAAAAGGAAAUUGUUAUGAAUAUUAUAGUAUAUCCACAUGAUGUCUAUUUUUAGGCUUUAAGAAAUCUUCAAAAUAUUUAAUGACUGAUUUACCUAGUUAAAUACUAACCCUUAGCAUAUUCUUAUUCUCUAAUCAAAUGUGCCUUUAGGCAGAUAUGA
Messenger RNA from Zalophus californianus (California sea lion), 2443 nucleotides. RefSeq names its product beta-galactosidase-1-like protein 3. Gene Ontology annotation, biological process: carbohydrate metabolic process. Bases 172 to 2154 code for a protein of 660 amino acids. Lineage: Eukaryota; Metazoa; Chordata; Mammalia; Carnivora; Otariidae. Gene Ontology annotation, molecular function: beta-galactosidase activity. Gene Ontology annotation, cellular component: vacuole. The transcript is spliced from 20 exons. The record is from RefSeq and is a predicted model, not a curated record.